AUAAAAAAUUAUUGUGGACACUUCUCAAUCUCAUCAUCCUCAAUCGAAUAUUAUGCAGAUACAUGUGGAGUCUUACAUACAGCGGAUUGGCUAUAGUUUUUUUCUUGUUGCUUUCCUUUAUUUCCAAUCGAUAAAAAAAAAAACCCUAAAAAUAAAUAAAAUUGUGCUCCACGGCCAUUCCCUCCGCUGCUGUGCUGUGCUGCCUUCUUCGCCUCCCUCCCAUCAUCACAUUGAGCCGUUGAGGCUUUUAUCUUUCAUUUGAAUUCUGCAGCUCUGAGGAAAGAUCAUCAGGCUGUAGAGAAGAAUGGCAGAAACUAUUUCUAGCUUUUGGGGUCCAGUCACAUCCACCAAAGAGUGUUGCGAAGAAAAUUAUGUACAUUCGUCUUACAUUGCAGAACUUUAUAACACUAUAUCCAAUAUUCCGGCAAUCAUUUUGGCUUUGAUUGGUCUUAUAAAUGCUUUAAGACAGCGAUUCGAGAAAAGGUUCAGUAUCCUUCAUCUAUCAAACAUGAUACUUGCCAUUGGGAGUAUGUUGUACCACGCCACACUGCAACGAGUGCAACAGCAAGGGGAUGAAACUCCUAUGGUGUGGGAGGUGCUGCUGUACAUGUACAUCCUCUACUCUCCAGAUUGGCGUCAUCGCAGUACAAUGCCCAUCUUCCUAUUUUUGUAUGGUGCUGGUUUUGCAACUGCCCACGCAGUGUUCCGCUAUGGUGUUGGCUUCAAAAUUCAUUAUAUUGUUCUAUGUCUGCUCUGUACUCCAAGAAUGUACAAGUAUUACAUUUACACUCAAGAUGUUUUAGCCAAGCGGCUAGCUAAGCUAUAUUUAGGUACUCUUCUGUUAGGCAGUUUGUUUGGGUUUUGUGAUCGUGUUUUCUGCGAGGAGAUAUCGCGUUGGCCUAUUAACCCUCAGGGUCAUGCUUUGUGGCAUGUCUUCAUGGGUUUCAAUUCCUACUUUGCAAACACAUUCUUGAUGUUUUGCCGUGCUGAACAGCGUGGGUGGUCUCCAAAAGUUGUUUAUUUAUUGGGUGUUUUACCUUAUGUGAAGAUUGAGAAACCAAAAAGCCAAUGACAAAUUUGGGAAAAGAAGGAAGCUUCUUUCUCAUGAUACAUUCUAGCUAGACAAGUUGUUUACAAAAUUAUUUAAUGGGUGUCUUUAUUUCCGAUUACUUCUUUUUUUUACUUCUUUUUCAGUCUGAUUUUGAUUGGCUUGAGAAUGAUGAUGAAUAUUUGCAUAUUUUGUUGUAGAAGCAGGACAUGUACCCUAUUGAUCCCAUUGCUUCCUGUGUUUUUGUUGGGCUUCGGGUUGAAUUAAUCCUCACACUUCAGCGGUAA
Trifolium pratense (red clover) is the source of this 1335-nucleotide messenger RNA. Its product is annotated as alkaline ceramidase-like. The record is from RefSeq and is a predicted model, not a curated record. Gene Ontology annotation, molecular function: hydrolase activity, acting on carbon-nitrogen (but not peptide) bonds, in linear amides. Gene Ontology annotation, biological process: autophagy; ceramide metabolic process; defense response to other organism. The transcript has 3 exons. Gene Ontology annotation, cellular component: membrane. NCBI's taxonomy places the organism in Eukaryota, Viridiplantae, Streptophyta, Magnoliopsida, Fabales, Fabaceae. Bases 305 to 1072 code for a protein of 255 amino acids.